AUGGCUCUUCUGUUCAUGAAGACCGACAACGGCAUGAGGGCUCUUCAUGUCACUUCUGGCAUGGUUCUUGAUUUGAACCGGUUGGAUGAACAUGACAUCACGAAUGACAAGGGCAAGUUGGUUAGCCUUCUGGAGAACAUGAAAAAUGACCAAAUGCACAAGACACUUGAAGCACUUGAGUUCAAUGUCCCAUCAAGGAUGAAGAAAGCGGACUAUGUUGCUUUCUUUUUGCGUCAUUGGGAUGAAAUCAAGUCCAACGCGCUCAUCCUACAGACAAUCAAUGAGGCACGUGAGUUUGUUGCCAGUAUCCCCUUGGCAUCAUCUUCUUCUGGUGCUGACGCGGGUGCUGAGACUGGUGUGCCAAGUGCUUCUGCUACGGCUCAUGUGUUUGAGGGCAAGGGCUACAAGUUGGAAGAUGCCAAUACUUCCGUGUCAUCUGAAUGUGGUGAUGAAUGGACACAGAUUGAAGAAGUGAUGCUACGCAAAUUGCUGAAGGCAAAUCAAGGUGCUGUCAAAGUUGAUAGCGACAUCUUGGACAAGAUGCUCAAGAAGAAAUUCAAUGUUCAGUGCAAAAAAGUUCCCAAUGACCUUGACGGCACUGACCUAAACGAGAAGAAUGAGAACAAAUUCACCGCCAAGAUUUACAUCCCAACCAUUUCCGGAAGCGUCGUGGUGAAUUAUCACUACAGUGGUGGCACAGUGGGAGAAGAGCUUUUCCAAGUGCUUGAAGAAAAGACUGGUUUGAACCACAACACCAUUUGCUUGAUGAUUCCCAUGGGCAACUCUCGUCUCUUCGAGUAUGACAAUCUUGCCAACUACUUGUCUGAAGAGAACCGCUACACCGCAGAGGUUCGCCCAAUUCUUUUUGGUGGAGGAAAAGCCGUCAAAAAGGAGCAAGUCAAACAGGAGAAGGCAAAAGUUAGCGGUGCAAAGUUCGCAGAAAAGAAGGCGUCCAUCAACAUUGCAUCUUUGUCUUCCAUCGUCAGCAUCAAGGAGGCGGAGAAGGAGCUGGGCAAUUUCCUUGACGGUAUUGCCACCGAUAGCAUGGGAACUUUCAAUUCAUUGGUGUCAAAGAUGUCUCUUGAAGACACCAUGUUUGCCACGGAAAUCUUGCAGAAGAACAGCAACGCCGACUACAAGUUGCAAAAGAUUGCGUUCAUCAUGAUGGGAAAGCAUUCCAAUGAGGUGGCAAAGAUGAACGCCGACAUGACCACCGUUACAGAGGCAAUCGUAUCCGCAUUUCACUAUGGGCCCUAUGGGUUUGCCAAGGUGAUGGCAGACAACACCGAAUUCACAAUUGGAACUUUGAAGAAGAUCAUUGACCAAUCCUACCAGCGCAAACUUGGAAAGCAAGAUGCGUUGGACAUGGAGUUGUAA
Cladocopium goreaui is the source of this 1377-nucleotide messenger RNA. The record is from the annotation of a GenBank genome assembly. Lineage: Eukaryota; Dinophyceae; Suessiales; Symbiodiniaceae.